Messenger RNA from Echinostoma caproni, 654 nucleotides. NCBI's taxonomy places the organism in Eukaryota, Metazoa, Platyhelminthes, Trematoda, Plagiorchiida, Echinostomatidae. The record is from the annotation of a GenBank genome assembly.
UCAACACGACUUUCGGCUCAGGCCCGUGCAGAUUACACAACCGGUGAAUUGGUUAAUUUGCUCAGUGUGGAUGUGAACCGGAUCAUGGAAUUGUUCAUGUACUCGUACUGCACGUGGAUUGCAUUGGUUCAGUUGAUCCUCUCUUUCUAUCUACUCUGGCAACAAUUGGGUAUGGCCACUCUGAUCGGAAUUGGAUUACUUCUAUUGAUGCUACUGUUGAAUGCUGGAUCAAUGUCGUUCUUACAACGAUUUGAGAUCAUCAAACUGUAUGCAUGGGAGUAUGCAUUCGCUGCACAGGUGACCGAAAUUCGUAAAUCCGAGCUACGUGACCUGCUUCGUAUUAUCAUUUGCUGGGCUUGUGCUCAACUAUUCUGGAACAUGACACCGUUUGUCAUCCUGUUAAGCACAUUUACAGUUUACACCCGGGGUGUACUAUUCCCCCUCUCCACAUCGGUUCCCACGAACGGGAGUGAGGUGAUCCCGAAUCGGCCAAGUUUCCUAAAUGCCGAACGAAUUUUCGUCAGUGUUAGCCUGUUCAAUUUGCUUCGAGAACCUCUAGUCGCAUUGCCGUGGAAUGAGAAUGCCGCUGUUAUCCAAUUCCGAGAUGCCGCAUUCUCGUGGACUGACACCGGUCCGCUGGUAUUGUCCAAGUGA